GUGCCGCCAGAGGAGGUCCCCGGGGCCGAAGGUGCUUGCUUGAAGGGCAUCGCGCGCGGUCACAUUGUAGAUGAGGGGGUUAUCCCAGUGCGCGACUUCAAUGACUAUUUCUCCAAGCACUGCACGACUUGGGACGAGAUCGCUGAUGUAUUCUUUAAUGGUCGUAUCACUGAGGACGACAUGGUAAAGCCUUUGCACUACUGGGUGUUCGAAGAUAUCCAGCUCAUCGAACCCCUGUACAUACCGAAGGGGGGGCGCAUAACUUGGGUCGAUAUUCCGAAUAUGAACCGUGGUUAUAUCACGGCGUCUAACGCCCUUACCAACCCCGAGGUGCCACGGCCCAACCCACGUCAGCAACGCCCGUCCAAGGGCAAGGGCCGGCAGGUCGUCGACGACGACGACGACGACGACGAGUCUGGGACCAAGGGGGCCAAGGGCAAGGGCAAGGCGAGGAGUGCCCGGGGUCGCAGCGCGCUCAGCACGCCGCCGGGCACCAGCAGCUGCGCGGCGGCGAAGGCGGGGGGCCCCGGGGGGGCCGAGGGGGCCCAGCCGCAGCAGCCGCCCCAGGAUGCCGACGACGCAGCGGCAGCCGCUCACCCGGGCUCCGAGGCAGCCGACACCCUGAGCGCCACAACUCUGGACAUGUGCAACGAUGCAUCUGCUCAGGCGGCCCAGCAAGAGCAGGCUGACCAGGCGGCCCAGAAAGAGCAGGGGGCCCAGCAGGGGGAGUCAAGCGAGCCAGGGGGGAAUAUGGAGAGGGAGACGGGCCGGCAGGAGGCGCCGGAGGCGGCAGCGGCAGCGGCGGCCAUCACCCCCGCAUCCAGCGAAGCCGGGGCGGCGGCGCCUGUCCAGCUACAGCAGCCGCAGUGGCAGCCACAGCCGCUGGGCGGCGCGCCGCCGACGUCCUCCUUCACGGACUUGGCCGCGACGUCGUCGGUGGCGUCGGCGGGGGCCAAGUUUCCGAGCCUGCCGGCGGCGACGGGCGCAGACUCAGACCCUAAGGUGAAAGUGUCCGUGUCCCCUGAGGGGGCCGCAGCCCGCCUCGAUCGAGGCGAGAGCCUUCUCACCAAUGCCACUGCGAGCCCAGUCAAGAAAGCCAGAGUGGAGGCUGGCUGCGAUGAUGCUCACGCUGCUGCUGACGAUGAUGCAGACACUGUCGCAGGCGAGCCUGGUGCCCUCGAUCAGGAGAUGCAGCAAAUCAGCCGCGAGCUCUUUGAUGAUGAUGAUGCGGAGGGUCGGGUGAUUGAAAAGCUGCGCAUCCGAGACCAGGCGGUCGAGGAUGAGGAUGAGGGGAUGCGGCCGUCCGGCCGCCUGGCCCGGGCCCUGGAAGCUCGGCGCGUGAGGCGCCUGGAGGCCUCGGCGACUUUGCCGCAGCCAGCGCCGUGCGCGCGUAAGAGCGCGAGUCCUGCCGGGCCCCAGCCGCAGCUAGGGCAGAAGAGGUGCGCUAUGUUCGACUUCGAGUCUGCUGGCGGUCCGGCUGGCGGUCCACCAUCUGUGCUGGCGGCAUGUGGGCUGCCGCCUGGUGGGCUGCCUCAGACGCUCGCCCCCAGUGGGGCCGCCGCUGCCGAGACGGCAGCGACGGCCGGGCCGCCCGGGCACCUUCCUUGGACCAAGGGGCAGUCGUUCGAUGACUUCUUGCGCGGCCCACCUUUGCCGGAGGCAAGUGUGCCCUUGGCCGCCGCAGCACCAGCAGGGGGCGCCGCGGCCAAUGCCGAGGCCAAGGCCCCGCCGCCGCCGCGCCCUCACCCUGAGCCGCGGCGCAAGUGCAGCACUCCGCCGCAGCAGAAGCCGUGGGUGCACCCGUCGCAGCGGUACCCUCGCCGUCGCGGCGGGGUCCCAGUCGUUUCGUCCCUGCAGGAGGCCUUCGAGUGGCCCAAGUUCUACUUGGACAAGAUGAUGGCGGAUCAGGUGCAGCUGAACUCCGACUCGAGCGAGAGGAGGUUCCUGACGGAGCUGGCGUUGAAGUUCGAGGACCUGAGCAUCAGCACGGCAUUUUCUGGCAUCGACGCCCCGGGAGUUGCUCGCAACGACCUCGCGUGCGAGUUCGAGAGUAGGCUUCCUGGUGUCUGCGUUCGUAAGCCCGCUACCUUGCACCACAUCGAGAUUGACCAACAGGCUCAGGCAGAGUUGCUCCUCAUGCCCAAGGAAGAUUCAUGCGUCUUUAAGGAUAUCUGUGACUUCUUCCACCCGCAGUUGGUGGCCACGGGCGUCGUGGACCACUGCAAGAAGAAUACAGAUCAGGCCCACAAGUUGUUGGGCCCGAUUGUGAAGAACUUCAAGGCUGUCACCAAUUGCGCAGACUGUCUGAGGCACGGCAAGAGAUGCGUGAUCACAAUGGCAAAGGUCAACUUCUCAGGGAUCCCCUGCAUCGACUUUGCUUCGAUCGGCGCGCAUGAGCGCGAGGACGGGGACGCGGCGCUGGCCGUGCUGGCGUGGAUCGCCUUGCGCCUCUUAUUGCAGGAGCCGAUCAUAGUGGUGGAGAAUGUGAAAGAAUUCCCUACCAGCUUGUUGGCUGAGUACUUGGGCGACGGAGGGCAACACCGCGGCUUCUACUUCAUCGACCAGCACAUCGAUACGUCGUCCAACUUCGGCCUGCCUGUGAGCCGCGAGAGGAAGUGGCUGGUCCUGACCCACCGCGUGAAGACUAUGUCAGUGGUCAGCCCGGUGUCUGAUUUCGUGAGGCGCUUCCACAGGGUUGUCGGGAUCACUUGGAAGUCCUUCUUCGUAUCCUCCGAUGCCGUCGUCAAGGAUGCGCUUGAGAAGUCUGCAGCUCGGAAGAAAUCCAGGCACGCGAUCCUCGCCGAGAAGGGGGAAGCCCCAGCCCUGGACAUCCGUAAUGCGGAGUCGUGGGAGCUGGCCCUCACGGAGGUUGAGCACGCGAACCUGGAGACCUACAAGGACUCGUUCCCUGGCGGCAUCUUCUCCUUAUACCAGACGCUCUCAAGGGGGCGCGGGUCCUACGGCUACACGGACAUCAUGCAGACGCUCAUCAAGAACGUCGGGUACUACUGGGGCGACAUGCGUCCGCAGGCGUCACGGUGGCUGCUGCCAAUGGAGUGCUUGGUUUCUCAAGGGUUCCCCGUGAUGCAGGAG
Molecule: messenger RNA, 3093 nt
Organism: Prorocentrum cordatum
Lineage: Eukaryota; Dinophyceae; Prorocentrales; Prorocentraceae
Source: the annotation of a GenBank genome assembly